AUUUUUUCGGAAAAGCUGGACCGUCCUGUGUACUUUAUUUCGUUCGGAGAGAUUUAUAACUGUAAACUUGUGCGAAAUACACACAUGAUUUCUCAAUUAAUCUAUGACGUGAGAAGAGUUAGCGCUUUUCACACUUUUUAAAAUAUCCUCAAGCUUAGCCUCCGUAUUAUUUAAAAGUAUUGUUUUAGAGGUAUAUACGCCUUCAUCGUAUUUUACUUAUUAUAUAUAAACGACUGAAUUUAUUUUAUAGGCAGUCUAAUUUUGCACCUUGAUGUAUGUGAGUUUUAGGCAUUUAAUUCUCCAAACCCCUGAAAAUCUACAUCUUCACUUAUAGAUAAAAGCAUUAAAAUAUGUUUACCUUCUGUUAUUUUGUCAAUAUUGAGAUGAAUACACUUUUAAAAAUUUUUUCGCAGAAUAAUUUUGCUGUUAUCUCUACUUUCCAGUUUUGUUUACCUCAUCUUGACUUUUACGAUUUUUAUUGUAAGGUAAUUUGCUCAUUUUUAUUGCUAGUGUGUCAUCCUGUUCUUGAUUUUAUUAAUACAUGUUCAUUUCAAAGUUGGCACAUAAAGGAAUGGAGCUUACCAAAAUUGUUAAAUUGUUGGAUGCAUAUUGCUUACCACACUUGGCCGAAAAGUGGGAUAAUGUUGGUCUCCUAAUAGAACCUUCUAUUCCACACCAUGUGGACAGGAUUUUUAUCACAAAUGAUUUAACAGAACAAGUACUCGAUGAGGCGAUUUCUCAAAAAUGUGGUCUGAUCGUUUCAUACCACCCACCAAUUUUUUCUCCUCUUAAAAAGCUUACGCAACAGCAUUGGAAAGAGCGUAUAGUUGUACGUUGUAUAGAAAACAAAAUCGGUGUAUUUUCACCACACACCGGGCUUGAUGCAAAACUUGGAGGUAUCAACGAUUGGCUUUUAGAACCAUUAGCUGUCAAUCGGAGAGAGAGUUUAUCUCGAUCACCAAUUACUCAAAAUUUAUCCAGGUUGACCGUUGUUAUGGAUGAAAAUUUCGGAGACUUCGUCAUAUCCACAGGAGUAGGAGUGUGUACAACUAAUAUUAAGAGUAAUGCUGGAAUAACAGCCAUUGUUACUUGUACCGAGUUCGAUUUAAAACGUGUUGUAGAUGUGACGGAGGAGCUUAAAAUUUCAGUCGUUAGCAUCGAAAAUGUUCAAAAGACAAGUGAAGAAGGAUGUGGCAGACUGGUCACUCUACAGUUCCCAGUUCAUCUAAAAGCAAUUAUCGCUGCCUACAAAAAGUUUCUAAACAUAGGGCAUUUAACUGUAGCCCCAGGACUAGGUAAAACCCUCGACUGUCCAAUUAAAACAGUUGCUGUAUGUGCUGGUUCCGGUGGGUCGCUUUUAUGCCAAACACCAGCUUCAUUUGCUGCCGAUUUAUUUAUCACUGGAGAAUUAUCUCAUCAUGAUCGUCUUGAGGCUGUUUCUCGUGGUAUUUCUAUUAUUUUAGCUGGGCAUUCUGUUACGGAAAGAGGAUUUUUCAGGGAAAGAUUUAUCCCAGACUUUCGUCAUCUUUUGUCAACUGUACAUAAUGCUGGUGAAAUCCCACACUUGGAAUUGUUAUUAUCCGACGCAGAUCAUGAACCAGGUUUUGUCGUUUAA
Messenger RNA from Schistosoma margrebowiei, 1615 nucleotides. The record is from the annotation of a GenBank genome assembly. Lineage: Eukaryota; Metazoa; Platyhelminthes; Trematoda; Strigeidida; Schistosomatidae.